Mollisia scopiformis is the source of this 1212-nucleotide messenger RNA. RefSeq names its product LIP-domain-containing protein. Lineage: Eukaryota; Fungi; Ascomycota; Leotiomycetes; Helotiales; Mollisiaceae. Gene Ontology annotation, molecular function: triacylglycerol lipase activity. The transcript has a single exon. The annotation marks the transcript as partial. Gene Ontology annotation, biological process: lipid catabolic process. The record is from RefSeq and is a predicted model, not a curated record.
CCUCCAAGCCAAGACCCCUGGUUCCAACCUCCAGCGGACUGGCAAUCCAAAGCCCCCGGCACCGUCUUAAAAGUACGCAAAUCUCCCUAUACAAACAUCACGAUCCGAAACUGCAUCGAUACUUUCCAAGUCCAGUAUCGAACCUCAGAUACGCACAACAACGCCUCCUGGGGCCACGCAACGCAAUUCAUCCCCGCCUCGCACGCCAACUGCACCGCCUCCCGCCCCGAAACCUGCGCCCACGGCAUCGUCUCCUACGAGAUCCCCUACGAUAGCGCCGAUCCGGACGCGACUCCCAGCUACCUGCUCCAAUGGGGCGAGCCGUACGGCGAGAUGGCGGACCUGCUCGCGAACGGCUGGUUCGUCUCUGUGCCUGACUACGAGGGACCUCUUUCUUCUUACUGCGCGGGCGUCCAGUCCGGGCACUCGACGCUUGAUUCUGUGCGCGCUGUUUUGCAGGUUGCGAGUGAGUUUGGGAUCAGUAAUGGUACUGCUAAGGCUGCGUUGUGGGGGUACAGUGGUGGUGCGAUGGCUACUGGAUUUGCGGCCGAGCUGGCUGCUUCUUAUGCCCCGGACCUCCACCUCGCGGGCGUCGUUGAGGGUGGCACGGUGCCGAAUAUCACUUCUGUCGGUAAACUCAUGAACGGGAAAGACACCGCAGGCCUCCUGGUCGCCGGCAUCGUAGGCAUCACGUCCCAGCACGCCACCGCGCGCGCCUACCUCCUCUCGCGGCUCAAAACCACCGGCGAAUUCAACAUAACGGGCUUCCUGGACGCGACAUCCAUGACGGGCGUCCAGGCGCUGCUCAAUUACAUGUACCAGGACGUAUACGGCUACUUCCUCGGCGGCGAACAAGACUUUCAUGAUCCGAGAGUGACGCAGAUGUACGAAUCCGACGCGGUGAUGGGCCGGCACGGGACGCCGGAUAUGCCGCUGUUUAUCUACAAAGCGAUACAGGACGAGAUGAGCGCUGUCAACGAAACGGACGCACUGGUCCAGGGCUUCUGUGAGAAAGGUGCGAAUGUGCUGUAUCAUCGGAAUAGUAUCGGGGGCCAUAAUCAGGAGUUGUGGCAGGGGAGAGCGAGGGCGAUGGAUUUUUUGCGGAUGGUGUUGGAUGGGAAGAGUGCGAAUGAGACGAGUAGUGGGGCGUUGGUGGAGAUGCCGGAAAAGGGGUGUAGGAUCGUGAAUGUUACCAUUGCGGUUAAUGUUACG